Messenger RNA from Penicillium maclennaniae, 2064 nucleotides. RefSeq names its product tRNA modification protein MTO1. Gene Ontology annotation, molecular function: flavin adenine dinucleotide binding. The record is from RefSeq and is a predicted model, not a curated record. NCBI's taxonomy places the organism in Eukaryota, Fungi, Ascomycota, Eurotiomycetes, Eurotiales, Aspergillaceae. The coding region runs from base 1 to 2064 and encodes 687 amino acids. Gene Ontology annotation, cellular component: cytosol. The transcript has 2 exons. Gene Ontology annotation, biological process: tRNA methylation; tRNA wobble uridine modification.
AUGGCGUUUCGCGCGAGACCAGUGUCUCUAUUUCGGAGGCGGGUCGGGUCGGCCUGGGUUUUAGGUCGGACGCGAGGUCUAGCGACGGUCUCUGAAGGGACGCAACCCUACGAUGUCGUUGUGAUCGGAGGCGGACAUGCUGGAUCGGAAGCAUGUGCGGCUUCUGCGCGGUCAGGGGCGCGUACUGCGCUGGUGACGCCCUCGUUAUCGAAUAUCGGUGUCUGCUCGUGCAACCCCAGUUUCGGCGGAAUCGGAAAGGGCACAAUGAUCCGCGAGGUGGAUGCGAUGGAUGGAGUCGCGGGACGUAUUAUCGACAAAGCGGGGAUUAUGUUCCGAGUCUUGAAUCGCUCUAAAGGCCCGGCGGUGUGGGGGCCCCGCGCGCAGAUCGAUCGCGAUCUGUAUAGGAAGCAUAUGACCGAAGAACUGGUCAAUACGGAGGGAUUGAGUAUUGUGGAGGGCAAGGUUGCGGAUAUUGUGGUUUCGAAGGAAGGUGUUGAGAAUACGCCGGGUGCUCAGGGAAAGAUCGUUGGUGUUCGUCUGGAGUCAGGCGAGGUGAUUCCUACUGGUCGUGUAGUCAUCACUACUGGAACUUUCCUGGGUGGUGAGAUUCAUAUCGGACUGGAGAGUUACCCGUCUGGGCGCAUGGGGGAGGCUCCUACGUAUGGGUUGAGCAAGUCUCUCCGCGAUGCGGGAUUCCAACUUGGACGGUUGAAGACGGGCACGCCGCCUCGGUUGGAUAUGAAGACGAUCGAUUUCAAGCCUCUGGAAGUUCAGAAGGGUGAUUCACCUCCCAUGCCGUUCUCCUAUCUGAACAAGGGCGUUGAUGUCGGCGACGAGGGCCAGCUCAAUUGCUGGAUGACCCAUACCAACGAAGCCUCGCACGAAAUCAUUCGCGCAAACUUGGACAAAUCGGUGCAUAUCCGGGAAACUGUCCGAGGACCGCGGUACUGUCCGUCUUUGGAAUCGAAGAUUAUGCGAUUCAAAGACAAGGAGAGACACCAGAUAUGGCUUGAGCCAGAAGGCUUUGCGCCUAACGAAGUGAUCUACCCCAACGGUAUCUCGAUGACAGUGCCCGCGGACGCGCAGUAUGCCAUGCUGCGCACUGUUCGUGGUCUCGAGAAUGUGACCAUGCUCCAACCAGGCUACGGUGUGGAGUACGACUACAUCGACCCGCGUAACCUCCGCGCUACACUGGAAACGAAGCUGAUCAGCGGUCUCUAUCUGGCUGGCCAGAUCAACGGUACCACUGGCUAUGAAGAAGCGGCCGGACAGGGUAUUAUCGCAGGCAUGAACGCGGGUCUGGAGUCACAAAACCGGGCCCCAAUGACUCUCAGUCGAUCUGAUGGAUUCAUUGGUAUCAUGAUUGACGAUCUCAUCACCAAGGGCGUCUCCGAACCAUACCGAAUGUUCACCACUCGAAGCGAGUACCGUAUCUCCACCCGCUCCGACAACGCUGAUCUUCGCUUGACGCGGAUGGCUCGCGACGCCGGUGUCGUCAAUGACAAGCGCUGGAGGCACUUCUCAGAUACAGAGACUCAGAUCCAAGAGCUGCAAACUCUACUCGCUAACACGAAGCUCUCCUCGAGUGCAUGGUCCCGCAAAGGAUUCAAGGUCCGCGUCGACACCUCUGUCCGCUCCGCUCUCGACAUCUUGUGUCUUGACGGCGCCGACAUUGACACUUUGAUUCCACACAUUGAAUCGACCUCUGGCACUGCCUAUACGCCCUCAUCCUUUGCACCGGAGAUUCGAGCCCGGGUCGCCAUCGAAGGCCGGUACGCUCCAUACCUUAAGCGACAGGAGAAGAUGGCUCAGCGGUUCCAGCAGGAUGAAAACCUGCUUUUACCCGCUGACCUGGACUAUAGCCAGAUCUUUGGCAUCAGCAAUGAAGAGAAGCAGGCUCUCGAGCGUGUCCGGCCCGCCAGUGUUGGCAUGGCCAGGCGAAUCGAAGGCGUUACGCCUACAGGUGCGCUCCGACUUCUCAUGCAUGUGCGGAAGGGGACCGGGUUCGCCAAGGAGGUGUCUGAGGAUGGAGAUGUCGAUGAAGUGUUGCGCUCGUCGCCGUGA